GCUGCGCGGUGCCUACGUCGGCCUCGAGUCUGGGGCUGGAGGAGUUGCCUUUGGAGCCCGAAAGGAGGAAGGAAGCAAAAUAUCAACAACCGUCGAGGCGGCUUGGGCGCUCCGCCGCGUCCCCGCCGCCCGCCGCCGCCGCCCCCGCGCGCACCAGGGGGUCCUAGCCCUGUGGCGCCGCCCAGGCCGCGUGGACGCGGCGCCUUCGCUGUUCCCCGUCGGAGCUGCGGCUUCGCGCAGCCGAGGAUUCCGCGGGCCGGGCCGAGGCUCCGGGCACCGUGACACCCCGUUCCCCCGCGGGCUGGAGGCUGUGCGUAGGUGUUCUGCAGACCAUGAACUGAUCACUAGUCCCAGACAUUCAUGAGCACAGUGUGAGGCUCCUGAUCACCACCCAGCAGCCCCUUCCUCUCUGGCACUAAGGACCCCCCGGAGAAGAUGGGGAGGAAAAAGAUUCAGAUCCAGCGAAUCACUGAUGAACGGAACCGCCAGGUGACCUUCACCAAGCGGAAGUUUGGGCUGAUGAAGAAGGCCUAUGAGCUGAGCGUGUUGUGCGACUGCGAGAUUGCGCUCAUCAUCUUCAACCACUCCAACAAGCUGUUCCAGUACGCCAGCACCGACAUGGACAAGGUGCUGCUCAAGUACACCGAGUACAACGAGCCGCAUGAGAGCCGCACCAAUGCUGACAUCAUCGAGACCCUGAGGAAGAAGGGUUUCAACGGCUGUGACAGCCCAGAGCCGGAUGGGGAGGACUCACUGGAGCAGAGCCCCCUGCUGGAGGACAAGUACCGGCGGGCCAGUGAGGAGCUGGAUGGGCUCUUCAGGCGCUAUGGGUCAUCUGUUCCGGCCCCCAACUUUGCCAUGCCUGUCACAGUGCCCGUGUCCAAUCAGAGCUCCAUGCAGUUCAGCAAUCCAAGUAGCUCUCUGGUCACUCCUUCCCUGGUGACAUCAUCCCUUACGGACCCACGGCUCCUGUCCCCCCAGCAGCCAGCACUACAGAGAAACAGUGUUUCUCCAGGCCUGCCCCAGCGGCCUGCUAGUGCAGGAGCCAUGCUGGGUGGAGACCUCAACAGUGCUAAUGGAGCCUGCCCCAGCCCCGUUGGGAAUGGCUAUGUCAGUGCCCGAGCUUCCCCUGGCCUCCUCCCUGUGGCCAAUGGCAACAGCCUAAACAAAGUCAUCCCUGCCAAGUCUCCACCCCCACCCACCCACAACACCCAGCUUGGAGCCCCCAGCCGCAAGCCUGAUCUGCGGGUCAUCACUUCCCAGGGAGGCAAAGGGUUAAUGCAUCACUUGACUGAGGAACAUUUAGAUCUGAACAAUGCCCAGCGCCUUGGGGUCUCUCAGUCUACCCACUCGCUCACCACCCCAGUGGUUUCCGUGGCAACACCAAGUUUACUCAGCCAGGGCCUCCCCUUCUCCUCCAUGCCCACUGCCUACAACACAGAUUACCAGCUGCCCAGUGCAGAGCUACCCUCCUUACCAGCCUUCAGUUCACCUGCAGGGCUGGCACUAGGCAAUGUCACCGCCUGGCAGCAGCCCCAGCAGCCCCAGCAGCCACAACCGCCACAACCGCCACAGUCACAGCCACCACAGCCACAGCCACAGCAGCCACCUCAGCAACAGCCCCACUUGGUCCCCGUUUCUCUCAGCAACCUCAUCCCUGGCAGCCCCUUGCCUCACGUGGGUGCUGCUCUCACUGUCACUACCCACCCCCACAUCAGCAUCAAGUCAGAACCAGUGUCCCCAAGUCGUGAACGCAGCCCUGCUCCUCCUCCACCAGCUGUGUUCCCAGCUGCCCGCCCUGAGCCUGGCGAAGGUCUCAGCAGCCCAGCUGGAGGAUCCUAUGAGACCGGGGACCGGGAUGAUGGACGGGGGGACUUUGGGCCCACACUAGGCCUGCUGCGCCCAGCCCCAGAGCCUGAGGCUGAGGGCUCAGCUGUGAAGAGGAUGCGGCUGGAUACUUGGGUACUGUAACAUUGCCCUUCUGUCUGCCGGUGUCUGCGUCACCCAGGGAUGCCCCACAUGCACUCAGCCUGUUUUCUUUCCCAUCUGAGGCCUUGUGGCCAGGCAUUUCUUUUGGGUCAGUACUCACAGCCCUCGACCCCCUCCUUGCAACAUUGUUCCCUGCUCAGUGACCUUCAGCUAGCCUCACCCUAGAGUGUUACCCCGUGGGAGAGGGUUGGGUGCAUCCUAUAGGCCACGUUGCCCCUCACACACCUUCUCCAUCUCCUUUCUUCACAGACAUUAAAGUGAUGGUCCCAUUCCCUCCUUUCAGCCUCCCUGAUGAAGAGUUGACAAUCUCACCGCCCACCCCUCCUUGUCCUGGGCUCCUCCCGCUCGACCCCACUUCCUUUCUUCUGCUCCAUGUCCUGUUGAUGGUUACAUUUGUGUAUAAUUAUAUUAUUAUUAUUAUUAUUGUUAUUAUUAUUAUUAUUAUAUUUUUAAAUUCGAAUUCUCGCUUUAGAGAGAGGGAUGCUCUUGCCCCUUUCUUGCCCCCACCAUUUUCACUGAUGGGGGACUCUCUUUAUUGCGGGAAAGGGGGGACACUUUGCACGUUGUACACAUAUGCUGCAGGAAGGGGGGGCAGUAGGCCUUGGAGAAGGACAGGUGCCGAGCCCUGCAUGUGGAGCCCUCCCAUUCCAUUCCCAGAUAGACGUAAAGAACCAAAAACUACCCAACAACAGAACCAGACAGUGGACUGAAACCCAAAGCUGGCUUGAUGAUAGGCUUGUGUCUCAGGGGAGAGGAGGAGGCAGAAUUCCUGCUUCUGGGCUGUUCACGGCUAAUACCCACCCUGGUCCCUCCAGCUUCCUGUAUACAUACCACACUCACUGAUCCUGUGUGCUACACCCCAAGAUCUGGGUGAUAGAAAGGCUGCCUAGGAAUCUGAGGCCAGGGCAGGGGCUUGAGGUAGGAAUCUCUAGAGGUAACACGGGAGACCGCUGUAGAAAGAGGGCUAGUGAGGACAGAAGGACUGGGUGUGGUGAAUCGGGAUCCUGCCCCCAGCUUUUCCUUUAAGAUGUACAGUGCAAUAGCUCCCCAUCCUUUAGCCUACCCCAAUCCUAAAGAAAGCUGGCCAUGUACUGGGAGAGUUGGGAGAGGACCUUCAGUGAAGUGGCUCUAGGGUGGGCCAGAGUCGUCCUUUGGUUCCCUGGGGCACUGAGAGCAGGAGGCCUGUCGGGGGCAGGAUGGGGAGGGCACCUCUUGGCUUUGUGCACCUGUGUCCAGAAGAGUACAUCCUGGGCACAUAGCAUGCUCUGUGGAGCUAGAGGGUCUUAUAGAUGAGGCCCCUGGCCCUUCUCCAGGCCUCCAAGCUCCUGCCCCUGGCCCAUCUCCCAGCUCUUUGCGUGCUCCUUGUCUCGCUACCUCCUGUCCCUCCACCUCCAGGCCACAUCCCAAACCUGCCCUCUUGCUACUGUAAUUGUAAAUAGAGACCUUUCAAAUGUUAGUGGUGUAACCGUCCAGGAAACUGUUGUGUUUGUUGUUGUUGUAUUGAUAUGAAAUGAGAUUCUAUUUUUGUCAAAGUAUAUUGUAAUAAUAAUGACUCAAAUGGCCCGUACUGUACAGAUGAGAUUCUUCUGCUGUGUUCUUGCCUUCCUCUCCAGACUCAUGCUUUGUUGCCUCUCCGUGGGGCUGCAGCAAGCACCAGGGGCAGUGGAAGCAUUGGGUCCUUGGACCUCUUGCUGGAUCUGAGGUCAAACUGGAGGGAAUAGUCUGCCCCCUCCCCAGCCUGCUCUGUCACCACCCCUGCCCUUCCUCUGCUUCCCCACUUGGGGAGAGGGGAUGGGAGACCGCACACACUCCCUUGGGGCUUCCUCCCAGCUGGAGGGUAGAGUUAGACAAGGCUCAGUGUUGUCGUAAGAUGGUCUUUGCCCACUUGUGACCCAGCCUUUUGUAGUAUUUUGACACUUGAUGCAGGGAAGGAGCCAGAAGCAGAGGGGUAUGAGCAUGCUCGUGGGGGUAUAUCUGGGUUCACCCUGUAUUUAUGUGUUUGUGUGCAGCUGUGCGGAUGUACCUUUGAGUGACUCAAGCUCCAAGGGCCUCUGUGUCUGUGAGCUGGGUGUGUUUACAAGGGAUAGGCGGCUUCCAAUUCUGUGGCUUCACCCCCUCCCCGGGCUGCUCUCAGUCCCAAAACAUGUUACUAAAGUUAUGGGGGAGGGUGCUAGUUGGCCUUCCUGCUUCUCCCCACAGCCUACCUCCACCAGGGCUUCACAUUUGGAGCUCUGCCUCCAUAUGGCUGCCCACUAGCCCCACCCAGUCACAGUUCAUCCCUGGAGUUCUGACUUGUUUAUGGAGCCAACUCAAGUUCCUCUUCUCCCUGGAACCUCACCUUUGAUAAGGCAAGGACCCUCCCUUACCCAGAGUUUUACCCCAGUAGCUGAGCAGGCAUGGGAUACUACCCAUAUGCCUCACCUUCCCACUCCUCCUCACAAUACCUACAGGGAGUUUUGAGACUUGCUUAUGGCCUUGAAAGAAUCCAGGGUGUAGUCCUGUGCUCCCCUUGAAGUAGCUGGCACAUUGUAGGCCCUCAGUAAAUGCUGUGGAUGACAGGUGCUCAAUAAAUGUGGAAUCACGGCCUCAUCUCAGGCUCAUCCUUCUAGGCUGAGCUUGGCCACCAUUACACACAGCUGGGGGUGAAGCCCCUGUAGUUCACAGUGUACUACUCAACAGUUUGCCAUCUGCUUCCCGAAAGCAAACCUGGCUUGUGAUUGCCAUGUACGGAUGUGUGCAUGCACUGUGGGUUUGGGUGUGGGUGUGUCUGCACACACACAUAUGAGUUCCUGUGUGUCUCUGUCCCUGACAGUAGGGGCAGUCUGUGAAUGAAUAUGUGACAUUUCUGCAGUUUAGUAUCCCCAGGUUUCUCCUGGGGCUAUGCAGGGGCUUCUGGCUGGCCAGGUAAAUGGAUCCCUGGGAACCUAGACCUCAGAUGGGGACUUAUUUUCUUCCUCUCACAAGCCAAAUUUGCCUCCUAUCCACUCCCUCUACAGAACUGGGUAUUUGCCAAAGUAGCCUCUGGCGUCAUCCAGUGCCCUUCCCACCCAGGUUCCCCUCCGCUUUCAGGGAUAGUGGGUCCGAGGGCCAUGAGCACAUUUCCUCCAUCCCCAGCAGUGUACCCACCCAUCCCUCCCCAACUCAAACAGGAAGGAAGAAAGAAAUGCACCUUCUCUUGCUCAUUAUUUAUUUGUUUGGAGAGACAGAAGUGAUGGGAAAGUAUCUAAAAAAUCUCUCUAUCUCUCUGUUUUUACCCAACUCUCUGGAACCCCCUGUGGGGGAAUGUCGGCUCUCCUAGAGGCUGGGAGCUCCUUGUUCUACCCUGUCUGCCUCUAUAUAAGCAGAAGGGAUGGGACAUAAUGGGGCAGGAGGGCUGAGGUUCCCAAGGAGAAUCUGAAUUCUCUACCCCACCCAUUCAAGUCCCAGAAAGAGGGAAGAAGGGAGGGAUGGGCCAGCCAAGAGCUGACCCAUCCCCAAACUUGACAAUCACCCACACUCCUGGCUCCUGGGUCUUGGGUGAGUCCAAGUGUGUGGCUGUUGAUUUGUUUUCAUUUCAUUAUUUCUUUCCAUGCUGUACGGUGAUGCUUUCUAGUAUUCUGCACAUUAAGAAAAGUCCUCGAGAUUCUUACGAGUUUGGUUUGAAAACUCUUUCACUAUAUUUGUUGUAAAGAGGUUUACUAUUAAAAGAAAAAAAGAACAUGUUUCUGAUACCUCA
This is a messenger RNA of Mastomys coucha (southern multimammate mouse), 5704 nucleotides long. RefSeq names its product myocyte enhancer factor 2D (gene Mef2d). Lineage: Eukaryota; Metazoa; Chordata; Mammalia; Rodentia; Muridae. The record is from RefSeq and is a predicted model, not a curated record. The transcript is spliced from 11 exons. The coding region runs from base 436 to 1971 and encodes 511 amino acids. Gene Ontology annotation, molecular function: RNA polymerase II cis-regulatory region sequence-specific DNA binding; histone deacetylase binding; protein dimerization activity. Gene Ontology annotation, biological process: positive regulation of transcription by RNA polymerase II; cell differentiation.